AUGGAUAAUCAACUAUCUGGUAUAAUUCAAUCGUUAUCAUUUUCAUCGAAUGAUUGUCGAAUACAUGCUCGAAAACAACUUGAUUCAUGGUUAGAUUCAUCAUUAACUUUACUUCGAAAUGCUUAUAAUGAAAAAUUAAAUGAAAUUGAUCAAUUAUAUGAUACACUUAAUGAAGAUUUAGAACUUUACAAACAACGACAAUUAAUGGCAAUAACAAGACAAAAAAAUGAUUUAUUAAAUCAAGAAAUUGAACAAUUACAAAGACAAUUACCAACAUUUAUUCAAGUUAAAAAUAUUCCAGGUUCAAUUUAUAAUCUUGAAGUAUGUCGUUCAACUACUAUAAUUGAUAGACCUACUGUUUGUUCAAUACUUCGUCAUUCAUUAUUACGAAAAGAGCCUGUACAAUCAUAUCGUUUUUCAUCAACUUGUCGUGCUAUGGCAUGCAAUUCAAAACGAGAUGAAAUUCUUUUAUAUGACAAAGAUGAACUUAUUUUAUAUAAAGUUGAUGGUACUUUAGGUGGAAGUAUUUCAUGGUCUACAAUGGAAGAUGGUUUUGUAUCAGAUAUUGUUUGGUGUUCAAUACUUGAUUGUUUUCUUGUUUUGGGUCGAAUGGUUCUUUCAUUAUUUAAUACACAUUUAUAUACAUGUACCAAUAUUGAACAAGUUCGUGGUAGUCAAUCACAUUAUCUUAUUGCUUUAACUUAUGUUCAACAAGAUAAAAGUGUUUUUAUUUGUUCUCAUCAUCCAAAAGAAACUAUUCGACAGUAUGAUAUAUUAUCUGAAUGGAAUUUAAAAAGAACUUGGUCAAAAGAUAAUUUAAUUAAUCAAGAUGAUAUUGGUAUUCGAUGUAUUCGUGUUAAUCCAUCUGGUACACAACUUGGUCUUGUUAUUAAAAAUAAAAGUGAUCAAUUUCGAAUAGGUCUUUAUUCAAUGGAUUUAACACAUAUAUUUUCUACAAUUCCAAUUGUUCCUUCAUCAUCAUUAUUAAAAGGAAUUCGAAGUAUUGAUUUUAUGCUUUAUUUAACACCAUUUAUUGAUGAUCAUUUAUGGUUAGUUGUUUAUGGAAAUGGAAUUCAUGAACAUUCUCUUUUACUUAUUAAUGGUCAAACAGAAAAAUCUGAAACAAUUAUUGAUGAUUCUAUAUUUAAUGCUUGCAUGUUAGAUGAACAAUAUUUAAUAGUUCGAAUGAAACAAUCAAUAUUGAUUUAUGAUAUUCAAUAA
This is a messenger RNA of Rotaria sp. Silwood2, 1221 nucleotides long. Lineage: Eukaryota; Metazoa; Rotifera; Eurotatoria; Philodinida; Philodinidae. The record is from the annotation of a GenBank genome assembly.